AUGGGUAUCCAAUCCUUAUCAGAUCAAGAGAGGGGUCAAUUGAAUAUACUCCACGGUAAUGGUGAUGUAUUGACAUCAUCUGUUGCUAGAUUAUACGAGGGAAAGAAUAAUGUAUGGGAAUACACUGGUGUCGUUGGUGCUCUCUCUCUUAUCUCUCAACGUAUCGAAAAAUCAUUCUACAUUAAAAUUGUAGAUUUAAAGAAUACUAGAACUGUAUUUGAACAAGAAUUGUAUGAUGGAUUUGAUUAUCAAAAGUCAAGAGACUUUUUCCAUACUUUUGAAGGUGACAAUGCUGUCUAUGGUUUGUCAUUUGCUGAAGUUAGUGAAGCACAUGAAUUCCACAGUGUCAUGAUGAACAUUAAGAGUGGUGGUACUGGAAGAGCCCCUGCUCCAACUUCAUCUUCAUCUUCAAGUCUCAAUGUUAGUAAAUCAACACCAGCAGCAACCAAACCAAAAGAAAAGAAAAAAAAGAAAGGUUUCUUGUCAUCAUUAUUGGGAGGUGAAGAAGAGGUAGAGAUGGAUAUUUCAAGUCCAACUGGCUUUGAACAUAGAAGUCAUAUUGGUUGGAACCCAGAACAAGGUUUCGAAAUUAGAAAUAUUCCACCCGACUGGAGAAAGUUGUUCCAGUCUGCCGGUAUCACUAAAAAGGAACUCAAGAAUGCCGAGACUGCUCAAUUCAUUGUCAAUAUCAUUGGUGAGAGUUUGGCAUCUGCCGGUGGCGCUCCACCUCCACCUCCAUCACGUGGACCAGCUCCACCAAGCGGUGGCGGAGGUCGUUCAGCACCACCCCCACCCCCACCACCAGGUGGAAGCAGAGCUACUGCUGCCCCACCCCCACCUCCACCACAUUCGACUGGCGGUGGUCCUCCACCUCCUCCACCUCCAAUGAAGUCUGGAGGCGGUCCACCACCACCACCUCCUCCUCCAGCACCAGGUGCACCACCCCCACCUCCAGCUCCAGGAGUCGCCCCUAGUGGCGGAGGCGGCGGUGGCGGCGGCGGCGGUGCUGCUCCAGGAGGCAGAUUCGAUUUACUUGCUUCUAUUCGUGAAGGUACCUCUCUUAAAAAGGUCGAUGCCUCUCAACCACUCCCAGAACUCAACAAUCUCGGUGACGUUGGUAAUCGUUCACUCUGUGAUACUUUGGCUGCUGCCAUGGCUCAUCGUAGAGGUAACAUGAGAGAAGAUGAAGAUGAUGAAGAUGAUGAUGAUGAUGAUUGGUCCGACUAUUAA
This is a messenger RNA of Cavenderia fasciculata, 1230 nucleotides long. It is a transcript of the gene wasA, whose product is annotated as Wiscott-Aldrich syndrome protein. The coding region runs from base 1 to 1230 and encodes 409 amino acids. NCBI's taxonomy places the organism in Eukaryota, Evosea, Eumycetozoa, Acytosteliales, Cavenderiaceae. Gene Ontology annotation, molecular function: actin binding. Gene Ontology annotation, biological process: actin filament organization. The transcript is spliced from 3 exons. The record is from RefSeq and is a predicted model, not a curated record.